AGUAUGGCUACAGUAGGAGUGGAUGUGAUUGAAAUAGCAGCUCUAGGGAGAUCCUUCCAGCUGGGGAUGCUGUACGACUGCAGGAAAGAUGCUCUCAUACCAGGAAUCACACUGUGGGAUCCGGAAAAGCUCCAGCAGAGUUUACGAACCCAUCCCCAAAUUAACACAGAUUUCAAAGUCACGGCUUCAGACUCCAUUGAGGACAAAUCAACCUUACUGAACAUCGACGACUCUCUGAAACUGAGUCUUUUAGGUGGACUGGUCAAUGUCACAGGAGCAGCCAAAUAUCUAAAUGACACCAAGAAGUCUUUCAGACAGCAGAGACUGACUCUGCAUUAUCAUUCAACCUGCAGGUUUGAAGAACUGACCAUGAAUCACUUGGCACCUGAAAAUAUCAUUAAUCAGGAUGUGUUUGAUAAUGACACAGCGACACACGUGGUGACAGCAGUGCUGUAUGGAGCUGACGCCUGCUUCGUGUUUGACAGAGAAGUUUCAACAGAUGAGAACAAAAGUACAGUAGAAGGAGAAGCAAAAGUGGCUCUUGAGAAACUCAAAUUCAUUUCAGUAGAUGUGAACGUCAAUCUGAAGAUGGACGACGCUCAGAAGAAUGCAGUCCAGAAAUUCACAUGCACGUUUUAUGGCGAUUUCCAGUUACCGUCAAACCCGACCUCUUUUGAAGAUGCUCUGAAGGUUUUCACUGAUCUUCCAAAACUUCUGGGAGAAAAGAAAGAGCUUGCCAUUCCUGUGAGAGUUUGGCUUUAUCCUCUGGACAAACUUCACUCAAGAGCUUCACAACUUCAGAAGGACAUCGGCAUGGAUCUAAUCAUAGCCAUAGAAUCAGUGAUUGAGAUUUUAAAUACAGCUGAGAUGAGAUGCAGUGACCUUCUGAAAGACUCACCUGCUCUGACUUUUAUUGUAUUUCAUGAUAACAUUCUGCAAAUGAAGCAAAACUGUUACAAGUACAAACUGAAGCUCAUGAAGAGACUCGGCUCUCUGCUGCCAAACAUCCGUGGAGACGUAAUGAAGGAAACGGCGCUGAAUGAACUUCUACAAGAACAUGAGGAAUCUCCUUUCAGAAGAUCUGACCUUGCAGAAUGGCUGAAAGAGACAGAAAGAGAGUCUGACGUCAUUAAAUCAGUCCUCCGACAGCUGAAGGAUGCUGGUGCACAAGCAGAAGUCAACAUAGAUCUGAUAUUAAUGGAUCUGGAAGUUGUAAAUCUCGUCUGUUUCAUGUUCACAUCAUUGGACUGGACAGAUGUGCUGCUGCUUCAACAAAAGGCCUGUUUGAGUCCUUCAGCAAAAGGAAAAAAUAAUGAGAACCGUCCUGAUACAAAGCAAAAGUCUUGGCUCAGUCCUGAGAUCCAAAAGACCAUGAGGUACAACUUGAAGACAUUUAAGAACUUGAUCGAUUCAAAAGAUCGUAAACCAGCCAGGUUCAUUGUGUCCUCGAGAGAAAUGGAGAAUAAUCCUGGUUCCUGCAUUCUGCUGUAUGAAAGUGAAUGUGAUGAAGAUGUUUGCUUUAUUCCUCCAUCACAGCCUGCCCGUCCAGUCACUGAAGAGGUCAAAGAUAAAGGUGUAGUUGUGAAGGUUCCUCCAGCGUGUCCUGCUACAGUGGAGCUCAGAUUACUGUAUAAACCGAAGCAGGACUCAGUCUGGACCUCUGAACCGGUGAUGAAGGAUCAACACACAGUUACUCUGACUGAUCUGAGAGCAGGAACUGAAUACGAGAUCAAAUGUGCAGCAGUGGGGAAACUCAACUACACCGUAUACAGUGACAUCACUGAAGUUACCACAGAGGGAAGGAGCAGUACGAGUACUGGCAUUGACUUUGAAGGAGACGGUCACUCGACUACCUUUACCAGCACUGAGGGUCCUUUGUCUCCAGCAGUUUCUGAAUCGUCCCAGUGUUCUUGGAGGAGAUCACCUGAUGACCAAAACAGGCCAUUUAUACAUGAUCGGAGCACUAACACCAGAGCACCGGAGUCUCAAAAGCACAUGAGCAACACUUCAAUCAGUGACUCUGGCAUAGAAGAAGCUUCUACAGGACGAGGUGAAGUGACCAGAAGAAGCCAGAAUUUGAAUGCAUUGAAGAAUCCUGAUGUUUCCAGCAUCAAGCUCAAGCCGUCUGUGAUCAACCCAGAGAGCAGCACACAGAGCCAAUCGUCAGUAUCAGUGUCCUCAUCAAAGACGUUUAAACUGAGACUGAAGGAGGAGUUUCAGUAUCUGAAUGAAACACCUGGAGAAAGACAAAGUCUGAAUGAUGUCUUCAUUGAACAACACAUCACAGAGGACCCUGAUUCUCACAUCAGUAAUGAUAGACAGAUCAUGCGCAACGACAUGUUUGAAGGCCAGCAUAUCAGGAGCCUUUUGCUGAAGGGAGAUGCCGGCACUGGAAAAACUGUGACUGUGCAGAAGUUCAUCCUGGACUGGGCUGAAGAGAAAUCAAACACUGAUAUCGAUUAUAUAUUUCCAAUACCUUUUCAGAAGCUGAACAUUAUCAGAGAGACGGUGAAGAAAUGUAGCUUCACGGAGAUUCUGCAGCAUUGCUUCGAAAACACUGAAUAUCUGAAACUCAAGGACUCUGAGAGGAUCAUGCUGAUCUUUGAUGGACUGAAUGAGUUUAAACUUCCUCUAGAUUUCAAAAACACAAAGAAGAUCACUGAUGAAAAUGAGCCAGGCUCAGUCUCUGGUCUACUGGCAAACGUCAUCAUGGGAAAUCUGCUUCCGAACGCUCAGAUCUGGAUCACCAGCAGACCAGCAGCAGCCAAUCAGAUUCCUGAUGGAUUUAUUGAUCGCAUGACGGAGAUCCAGGGCUUUAUUGAUCCACAGAAGGAGGAAUAUUUCAGAAAGAGCAUUAGUGAUCAGAGAAUGGCUAAUAAAGUCAUCAGUCACAUCCAGACAUCAAGCCGCAUCAGCAGCAUGUGUUAUUUACCAGAUUACUGCAGAAUCAUCGCAGCGAUUCCAGAGAAGAUGUUCAGUACACGCAGUGAUGAUUUCCCCAAGACCCUCACUCAGAUGUACAGCAGACUCCUGUUAGCUCAGACUGAACUGAAUCAGGUGAGUAAAGAGACCGUCACUGCUCUGGGGAGAAUAGCGUUUCAUCUGCUGGUGAAUGGAAACUCUCUCUUCUGUUAUGAACACUUAAAGAAAUGUGGCAUUAGAGACGAAAGUGUUCUGAUACGCUCAUCAAUCAUAAAGAAGACUGAAGACCAAAGCAAGCGUAAAUUACUCUGUUUUGUGAAUCACAGAACACAGGAGUUUCUGGCAGCUUUAUAUGCGACUGCAGUCAUUAAUGUGAAUAAUCCACUCCAGCUCAGAGAUCUGUCCAGUCUAGACCUUAACUACUAUAACUCCCAGAAUGUGAUGAAAAACGCUUUAGAAAGACAGAUGGAUCUUUUCUUCUGCUUUUUAAUGGGUUUGUCGCUGGAUUCCAGUCAGAGAGCUUUAAAAGACCUCCUGAAACAGAGAGAAAGCAGCUCUUCAUCCAGUCAAAAGGCAGUUGAAUACAUCAAAACAAUGCUCAUGCAGUUUUCUCCAGAAAAUACAGACAAAUGCAGUCUCCUGUUUGACGCUUUGAAAGAGCUGGAUGAACGAUAUUUAAUCCAGGAAAUAAAAACACAGCUGAAAUCUGGACUCAAACCCUCUCUUGCUCAGAUUUCAGCUCUGGUGAAUUUAGAAAAGUAG
Sinocyclocheilus anshuiensis is the source of this 3684-nucleotide messenger RNA. RefSeq lists its product as uncharacterized. The record is from RefSeq and is a predicted model, not a curated record. Gene Ontology annotation, molecular function: protein binding. The coding region runs from base 4 to 3684 and encodes 1226 amino acids. Lineage: Eukaryota; Metazoa; Chordata; Actinopteri; Cypriniformes; Cyprinidae. The transcript is spliced from 10 exons.